AUGGUACCUUCGUCCUUGCUAGUUGGUAGAACUGGUCGCUGGUCUUCAUCGCUGAUCGUCAGUCGCUGCUCGCCGGUCGCUGCUUCAUCGGUCGUUGCUCGCAGAGACACCCCAAUCAAAAACAAAACCGGAGUUUUCAAGAUCGCCGACGAUGGCAACAUCGCCAUAUUCGACACCGACAACGAAAAAGGGCUACCGCUGUGGUCUACCAAUGUGUCAUCAGUUAUGAUCAACUCGACCGCGGUGCUCUUACCUUCAGGCAAUUUGGUUCUGAUCACAACAAACGGGUCGGAGCAUACCCACAAUGUUGUUGUAUGGCAAAGCUUUGAUUACCCGACUGAUUCGGUUUUACAGGGAAUGAAACUGGGGUUGGAUAGAAGGAGCGGUCUGAACAAGGUCCUGACUUCCUGGAAGUCAGGGGAUGACCCGGCACCGGGGAAGUUCUCAAUGGAGGUUGAUAUACACGGCUCGCCUCAGUUCUUCAUGUACAAGAAUUAA
Molecule: messenger RNA, 498 nt
Organism: Cornus florida
Lineage: Eukaryota; Viridiplantae; Streptophyta; Magnoliopsida; Cornales; Cornaceae
Product: S-locus-specific glycoprotein S13-like
Exons: 2
Coding region: 1-498 (165 amino acids)
Source: RefSeq, a predicted model, not a curated record